Messenger RNA from Amorphotheca resinae ATCC 22711, 3923 nucleotides. RefSeq lists its product as hypothetical. The transcript has 4 exons. NCBI's taxonomy places the organism in Eukaryota, Fungi, Ascomycota, Leotiomycetes, Helotiales, Amorphothecaceae. Gene Ontology annotation, molecular function: microtubule binding; ATP binding; plus-end-directed microtubule motor activity. Gene Ontology annotation, biological process: microtubule-based movement; mitotic spindle assembly. The coding region runs from base 212 to 3685 and encodes 1157 amino acids. The record is from RefSeq and is a predicted model, not a curated record. Gene Ontology annotation, cellular component: nucleus; spindle microtubule.
AUUCGACAACGACAUUGCAAUCAUUCAAGUGGACUGAUUUCGGAAAAAUUCGAUAACAACGAAGACAUACUUAGCUCUCUCUACAUCCUCCGUCUUGUUGGAAUUUUUGAGGCGCCAAUCCAAAAACUCUUACCUACCCUCGCCCAUCGACAUCGCGCAGGUAUAAACAACCUUAUUUACUUGCCCUCGAGCAAGCACAUUCCCCAAUCGCAUGGCAAGACUUCCCAGGCCGGUAGCGCAAGUAAGGACCGACAGUAUGCGACCACCACAAAGACCAUCAGUUGCGAGAGCAAUGCCGCCGCGAGACAGAUCAGGCGCAGUAUCGCCGGUAGAAUCUGUGGCAUCAGUAGCAACGCACACUGGGACGAAGCGGAAGGAACGUGAUUUUGAGCACGGCGAAGAAGAGACCAACAUAAAUGUUGUUGUCCGAUGUAGAGGUCGGAAUGAGCGCGAAGUUCGAGAAAAUAGUGGUGUGGUAUUGUCAACAGAAGGUGUGAAGGGAAAGAGUCUUGAGCUCUCGAUGGGGCCCAGCGCGUUGAGCAACAAGACAUAUCACUUCGACAAGGUUUUCUCUUCAGCGGCAGAUCAAGCAAUGAUCUAUGAUGAUGUUGUAACGCCAAUCCUAGACGAGAUGCUUGCCGGAUACAACUGCACAAUAUUUGCCUAUGGACAAACCGGCACUGGCAAGACAUAUACAAUGUCUGGUGACAUGAGUGAAACAUAUGGAAUGCUCUCAGAUGCGGCAGGAAUUAUCCCUCGUGCGCUGUAUGCUCUAUUCAACAAACUGGAAUUGGACGAUGCGGAAUCUUCCGUCAAAUGUUCUUUCAUUGAGCUCUACAACGAGGAGCUCCGAGAUCUGAUAUCCCCGGAUGAGAAUGCGAAGCUGAAAAUCUUCGACGACAACAGCAGGAAAGGACACUCCAGCACGCUCGUUCAGGGUAUGGAGGAAUCACAUAUCAAGAGCGCAGUCGAAGGUGUUAAAUUGCUUCAAGCUGGCAGUCACAAACGUCAAGUUGCGGCUACCAAGUGCAAUGAUCUUAGUAGUCGAAGCCACACUGUCUUUACCGUCACUGCAUACAUCAAGAGGCAGGGAGACAAUGGGGAGGACUAUGUCAGUGCCGGAAAGCUCAAUCUGGUGGAUUUGGCAGGUAGCGAAAACAUCCAACGCUCCGGAGCAGAGAAUAAACGUGCUGCUGAGGCCGGAUUGAUCAACAAGAGUUUGUUGACUCUUGGUCGUGUGAUAAAUGCUCUUGUUGAUCGAAGUAUGCAUAUUCCAUACCGUGAAUCAAAACUCACUCGACUUCUUCAAGAUUCGCUUGGAGGAAGAACAAAGACAUGCAUCAUUGCAACAGUUUCCCCCGCCAAGAGCAAUUUGGAGGAAACCAUUUCGACAUUGGACUAUGCCUUCCGCGCGAAGAAUAUUCGGAACAAGCCUCAGGUCAACCAGAUGGUGAAUAAGAAAACUCUGCUCAAGGAAUUUACGAGCGAGAUCGAGAGAUUGAAGAGCGAGCUCAUUGCAACUCGCCAGCGCAACGGCGUUUACCUCUCGAAUGAGAAUUACGAGGAGAUUACGACGCAGAGCGAAUCUCGAAGAAUCCUUAGCGAGGAGCAGGCAGCCAAGAUCGAAACGAUGGAGGCAAACCUUCGAAACAAGGUGCAAGAGCUGUUUUCCUUGACUUCGAAUUUCAUGACGCUGAAGAAGGACAAUGAGGCAACAAAGGUAGUCCUGGACGAGACGAAGAGCGUUCUUGACCAAACCGAGUUCGUGCUGGCCAACACUCGACAAAGCCUGGCCGAGGAGUCGCUGCUUCGAAAAGCUCACGAGCAAACGGAGGAAAAGCUAAGCCAGGUUGGCAGCGAGCUGCUCUCUACUCUGGGCCGGACUGUUCUUGAUGUCAAUGGUCUUCAUGACAAGAACAGGAGAAAGUCAGACCUGCAGUCCUUGAAUCGGAAUACCUGGGGACUCUCCCAAGCCCAGGUAUCUGAAGUCACUAGUCUUGUCGAAGAUCGAGUUGAAGGGUUCCGCCUACAACAGCAGGAGCUCAUGGCGGCCUUAUCAAGUCGUAUGCAAUCUUUCGUGGAAGGCGAAUUGGAAAAACUUUCCACUACGCAGACUUUUCUCCAAUCCAAUGUGUCCGCAUUCGAGGAGGUGGAGAAAGAAGUAUCUGAACAGACCAAAUCAUCGAAGGAAGAGAUGGAUACAGUCUUGGAGGAGAUCAAGACACUCCGCGAAGACGUGAAGACUAAGGUGGGGCAGGGACUUCAAGGACUUUCGGUGGCUGCUGAACGCAUUUCUGCGGAGGUCCUCAGUGAGCUCGGUGCAUUCCAUACUCAGCUACAUGGAUCUUACAGCUCUCUCGGUCGUGAUUUCAAGUCUUUGUUCGAAGAUCUCCUCAAGCAUAUCAAUGCUCAGCGGGCUGAGGCAGAUGAGCUACGGCAGCAAUUGCAUACCGCAAGCGAGCUUGCCAUGCAAACGAAUGCGGAAGCCUCGAUAAGACUGGAUAAUAUUCUCCAGGAAGAACGCGAGCAAGCUGCUCUGGAUCGUCAAAACUUACUCUCCCAAAUCAGUAAUCUCCUUACUGCACAAGGGGAGGUGCAAGACCAACGUAUCACGGCGAAAAUUGGAGAAGUCCAGAAGAGUGUUCUGUCUUCUCGAGAGGUCUUUGAAGAAUCACGCACCAAAUACAACCAGGGUAUGGAUUCUUGGAAUGAGAAGGAAGGUAAAUUAGUUGAGGAAGUUCUUCGGUCCCGGGAGACAUUGAAGAGCAAGCUGAAAGAGGAUUGGGUGGCUGCUAACAAGCACAACAUGUCGCUUCAAGCCACCACUCGAUCUGUCCAUGAAGAGACUGUUCGGAUUGUGGACAUGCAGAUGAAGGAGAUCGCGACACAAAUGGAAGCACUGGACGACUUUGUUACUCGUGCAAGGUCGCACAAUGCUCAACAUCAUGACAGCCAUGUUCAAUCCCUCCAAGGAUUGUCAACCACUGUCAAAUCUUCCUAUUCUAACAUAGGCUCGCAUUUCACAUCUACUUACGAGCGAGUCCGGGACCUGGGAGACGAGAUGUCAACGAAGACUGGCACGAUACAAGAGUCUCUUGCACCGCUUGACACCAUCCUCCGUCAGCCGCUGGCCGAGCUCCGUUCCAAUAUAUCGAGCACGGCUUUGUAUGAAUACGAACCAACUGGUGAGACCCCUCAGAAAGUGCAAUACCACUACCCAAUGGAAUUGCCGCGAACAGAUGCGCAUGAAACUCUUCUGGCCGCUCUUCGUCGCCCGGUGAGUGCCUCACCAAGCAAGACUAUGAUCCCGGCCAUUUUCAAUGACGCACCCGAUGAGCGGGACGAGGUGACCCCUUGCGAAGAAGGAGAUCGUAAACCAAGUGGCCCUUGCGAAGAAGGAGAUCGUAAACCAAGUGGGGGACUUAGAGAGAUCGAUAUCAACAUCAGCGCCGGCUCUCUUAACUCGGAGCAAAAUGGCCAAAGCGCGGUACCUGGUCUAGCAGGGCUACCCUCUAGUGGCGAUGGUCCCCUUUCUCAAAUCCCCAGCCUCAAGAGGAGUACGUCAGGGACUGGCAAGCUACCGAUGCCCAAGGGCGCCAAGAAGGCAGUUAUUGCGCUGGAAGGGAGAGAGAACGUGCCAUUUGCUCAGAGCACAGGGAGGAGGAGGAGCCCGCGAACCGGGUAAGGGGGAUGCAUUGGGCGACAUGAGGUCGGUGUUUUGAUAGCGUGGGGAUCCUCAGGAGUUUUUUUUUUAGGAGUUGGGACCGAAGUUCCCCGGUGAUGGCGUUGGAGGACGUUGAUUACUACAGUUACAAGUUAAUCCAUGCUGUUUUCCUGACUAUCGAUGAGCCGCUCGCUGCUGGCAGUGAUAAUAGGUUGACGGGAACACAUCCGUGAGGCUGCCAAUGGGCCGGGGCUAACGG